This is a messenger RNA of Varanus komodoensis (Komodo dragon), 987 nucleotides long. RefSeq names its product zinc finger protein RFP-like. The transcript is spliced from 4 exons. Lineage: Eukaryota; Metazoa; Chordata; Lepidosauria; Squamata; Varanidae. The record is from RefSeq and is a predicted model, not a curated record. Bases 19 to 810 code for a protein of 263 amino acids. Gene Ontology annotation, molecular function: zinc ion binding.
GCCUUUUGGGCAGAAGUCAUGGCUGCUGCUCCGGAAAGCAUCCUCCAGGCUCUCUGCGAGGAAUCCACAUGCUCCAUUUGCCUGGACUAUUUCAGGGAUCCUGUGAGCAUUACCGAGUGUGGGCACAAUUUCUGCCGAGCCUGCCUGAGCCAGAGCAGGGGAGAAUCAGGUGCACAGGCCACCUGCCCCCAGUGCAGAGGGACCUUCCAGAAGAGGAACCUCCGGCCCAAUUGGCAGCUGGCCAGUAUUGUGGAAAUCGCCAGGGUAUUACCAGGGCAGGGUGUCAGAGGGGCCAAAGGGGCCGAAGGGAAGGGGCGAGCCUGCGGGAGGCACCAGGAACCCCUGAAACUCUUCUGCAGGGACCACGAAGCCCCCAUCUGCCUGGUGUGUGACAGAGCCAAGGAGCACAAGGAUCACCAGGUGGUUCCCCUGGAGGAGGCAUCCCAGGAGUACCAGGAUCUGCUGCAGCGUCGCCUGGAGAGUCUGAGGGAUGAGAGAGGAAGGAUUUUGGCAUGUAAAGCAGAGGCAGAAAGGGAGAAGCAGGUGCUGCUCGAGCAAACAAAGGCAGAGCGGGAGGGGACGGUGGCUCAGUUCAGGCGACUGCAUCAGUUCCUGGAAGAGCAAGAGAAGCAUGUCCUGGCCCAGGUGGACAAGCUGCUGGAGGCGAUUGCCAGGAAAGCGGAGGACCACCUGGCCUGGCUUUCCAAGAAACUCUUUUCCCUUGAAGGCCUCAUGCGGGAGGUGGAGGAGAAGAGCCGGCAGCUGGCAGCUGAACUCCUGCAGGAUGUGAGAAGCACCUUGCAGAGGUGAGUGCGUCCCCCUCGUUUCCACUGGUGCAGGGAAGGGUCUGGACGGCACUGGGAGGACUGGCUGCUCCCGGCUCCUUAGCAGAGAACACAGAUCACCAGCGUCUUGCAAAACAAAAACAGGAUCUGGCUGCUGAGGUUGGAACGCUCCUUCUCCUUCCCCUCCCUCACACACGGCAGA